Messenger RNA from Zea mays, 830 nucleotides. RefSeq lists its product as uncharacterized. Bases 206 to 508 code for a protein of 100 amino acids. The transcript has 2 exons. The record is from RefSeq and is a predicted model, not a curated record. NCBI's taxonomy places the organism in Eukaryota, Viridiplantae, Streptophyta, Magnoliopsida, Poales, Poaceae.
GAUCGGUUUCGGCAGUUCGGCGGUCGACACCCUCGCAAGUCGCAACGCAUCGAUCGAUCCCAAUCCGGUCGGCAAGUACAUUAACCGGCCAAAGCUAGCUGACGAGACUCCCAGUCCCGUCUGAGACGCUUCCAAGUUCCAAGCGCUAACGCGCGUCAAUCUCUCAGACAGCCGGCUCACGACGCCCUGGCCAGCUCUGGUCGCCAUGAGUCGCAGCAGGUUCUUUGCUUGGACGCUCGCGGUCGCCGUCGCCGUCCUCCUGUGGUCUUAUUGCGCCGCCAGAGCAGUCUGCUCCUCCUCCUCGCGUCCUCUCGCUGCUGCGGACGAUGGGGGCGGCGCGAGGGACGACGAGCCAGAGCCAUGCGCCGCGGGCGGUGCCGCCUCCCGUGGCCAGAGGGAGAUCUGGAACAGCAGGCGGUCUUUGGGUGGCAGGUCGUGGUGGUCCCCGCCGUCGCCGCUGUGGAACUCGCCCAGGACGAUGCCCGUGCCCCCGCCGCCGCAGGUGUGAUGUCGAGCUGCCGAGCUGGCCGGCUGGACUCUGCUGCUGCGACCUGCGACUGCGAGGAGUUUCCCGUCGAGUGUGUUGUUGUGCCUGAAUGCCUGGCCUCUUCUUUCUGGAGAGGUAUGCCGUAUGCAUGCUUCAGGAUUGCAUACGUACGCUGCUUCAGCUGUCCGUCUACGAACGUACUACCGACGUGUGUGAUCGAAGUAUUUGUGUGCCUCGAAGAUUUGUUCGACGAUCCUCAUUGAUUCCAAUAGGUCAAGAGCUUUAUACGACAUCUCUUGGAGGAAAUAGAUUUUGUAUGGUUAUUAGAUACAUAUUAUUCUAA